AGAGAAUCUGCUGCUUCGAUCCCAUCUGUCUUUCUGGUCCAAUGUUCCACUGAGAAGCAGCAGACAUAUCCACGUGCCCGCCGUGACACAUUUUGUGAUUCGUCUCCAAAUAUUCAGAUAUUUGUGUUUCAUUGAAACACACAACAGAAAAUAACCAUGGUGAAGUUAGCAAAGGCAGCAAAUCAGCAGGCACAGAAGAAAAAAGCUGCUCCACCACCUAAAAAAGUGGAGGAGGAAUCUAGUGAAGAAGAAAGCAGUGAAGAAGAGGAGGCUCCUCCACCUAAAAGUGCAAAGAAAGCAACUCCAAAAGCUGUGAAAAAUGGCUCCAUAACUAAAAAGGCAGAAAGUGAUGACGAUGAGUCUGAAGAAUCAUCUGAAGAGGCACCACCACCAAAAAAGACGCCUGCUAAAGCAACACCUGCAAAAACAAAAUCCAAACCCACACCUGCAAAGGCAGAAGAGUCUGAUGAUGACGACGAGGAUGAUGAUGAGUCAGAAGAAGAGGCUCUGCCUCCCAAGAAAGCAACCAAGCCAGCUGCAAAGCCUCCAGCAAAGGUUCAGCCCGCAAAGGAGUCCGAUGAAGAUGAUGACGAUGAAGAGGACUCAGAAGAGGAAGCUCCUCCCCCUAAGAAGGCUACUCCUGGUAAGCCAGCUGCCAAAGCAGCAGCAAAGCCAGCUGCCAAAGCACCACAAGCUGAAGAGUCAUCUGAUGAAGAAGACGAUGAUGAUGAUGACUCUGAAGAGGAGAUGGAUACCACCCCAGCUCCAGCAACCACUAAGGCAAAGAAAGCAGGCAUGGUCAAGGCUAAAGAAGAGUCUGAAGAGGAGGAAGAUGAUGAUGACGAUGAGGAGGAGGAAGAUGAAGAGGAACCUCCAGCAAAACCUGCAAAAAGAAAGGCUGAGACCAAAAAGGAAACACCCCCUGCCAAAAAAUCAAAGUCUGAUGGUGAAGGAUUCUGUCUGUUUGUUGGAAACUUGAACCCAAACAAAGACUUUGAUGAGCUCAAAUCUGCACUGAGUAAAUUCUUCUCAAAAAACGACCUUGAGACUGUUGAGGUUCGGCUUGGAGCAUCAAGGAAAUUCGGCUAUGUGGACUUUGCAUCUGAGGAAGACCUUAAUAAGGCACUGGAGCUCAAUGGGAAAAAAGUCAUGGGUCAAGAGCUCAAGUUGGACAGGGCCCACAGCAAAGAGAAUGCACAAGAGGGCAGAAAAGAGAGGGAUACCCGAACACUGUUUGUGAAAAACCUUCCUUUUUCUGCAACUGCUGAUGACCUGAAGGAAUUGUUUGAAGAUGCAGUUGACAUCAGGUUACCUCAAGGACAAAAUGGCUCCAACAGAGGCAUUGCCUAUAUCGAGUUCAAAAGUGAAGCUGAAGCGGAGAAGAUGCUUGAAGAAACUCAAGGCGCUGAUGUGCAGGGAAGGUCAAUUAUGGUUGACUAUGUUGGAGAAAAGAGCCAAAAGGGGGCUAGGGUCUCUGCCUCAGGAGCAGGACCUGCCAAUAAAACACUGGUGGUAAACAAUCUUGCCUUCAGUGCCACAGAAGAAUCUCUACAGUCCGCCUUUGAGAAGGCAAUCUCUAUAAGGAUUCCACAGAGGGACGGCAGACCUAAAGGCUUUGCCUUUAUAGAGUUUGAGAGCACGGAUGAUGCAAAGGAGGCUUUAGAAAACCUGAACAACACAGAAAUUGAAGGACGAACAGUCAGACUAGAGUACAGCCAGAAGAGCACCGGUGGAAGAGAUGGAGGGCCGACAAAGACUCUUUUUGUGAAGGGUCUUUCUGAGGACACCACAGAUCAAACCCUUAGGGACUCCUUCGAUGGUGCUGUUGGAGCCAGGAUAGUUACAGACAGGGAUACUGGUUCAUCCAAAGGCUUUGGCUUUGUGGACUUUGACAACGAGGACGACUGCAAAGCAGCUAAGGAGGCGAUGGAAGAUGGUGAAAUCGAUGGCUGCAAAGUGACCCUGGACUAUGCCAAGCCCAAGGGCGAGGGUGGCUUCCGUGGAGGGAGAGGAGGAGGCGGCGGUGGAGGCCGUGGUGGCUUUAGAGGAGGCCGCGGCGGGUUUGGUGGUCGCGGUGGAGGCAGAGGAGGUGGAGGACGUGGACGUGGAGGACGAGGUGGUUUUGGAGGCUUUGGAGGUGGACGAGGUGGUGGUGGUGGAGGAUUUGGAGGAAGGCCCCAGGGAAAGAAAAUCAAAUUUGACGAUUAAAUCCUUGAUGUAUUUUUAUGUUUUCAAUGGACUCUGGUUUCAUCAGUUUCAGAGCUUUUGGACAUUCCAGAAAGCCUCGUUGGUAUAUUUAUCUGUAAAUGGGCAUUUUUUUUAGCCCUUUAUUUAGACCGUUCUCAUCUCUACCUUCUUGUGCCAGAAUGGUACCUCUGACCUUUUCACCUUUUAAUGCUACAUGUGAAAACUGAAUGUCCCAAAAGCAAACGUGCGCCUCUUGCCCUCCUGUAGGGUCUUUUUUUCACAAGGAGUAAAAUGGAAUGGGUCUGGUAAGCAAGUUUGCUGUGAAAAGACAAGGUUCUUGUCGAGCGCAUUGUGUAAAUUUGAACUGUAUGAUUUCAUUUUACCUUUUGUAAAAAGAAUUUACACCUGUAUCCAUAUUUUUGUUUUUAUUUUGUCCUUUAGUUUCCUUUAGCCGUUUAGUUUUACUGUGCUGAAUCGCAUUUUGAUAGUUCAACCUUCAGAGCUGUUUGUUGUUUGUCACGGUUUGGUGGAGCUGAUGGAAAAACCUCUGUAACAUAAAAUGUUAGAGUGUAUUGACUAAUUGUUUUUGUCUUGUAUCUCAAGAUUUUCAAGAUUAAAUAAACCUCACAGGGGGUCAUUUUUAAUUUUGUCAAGUAUGAUCUGAGUGAGUUUAGGCGAUGUCCUGACAUCAAUGUACUAGUAUGGUCAUUUGCUGUUUUUGUGGUUUUAAAGAGCACAUUUUUUUAUGUAACUAAAGGAUUGGUUCACAAAUCAUUCGCUUAAAAUUAAAUUGUAGAGAAAAGUCAAGUUCAAACAUUUACAUCAAAAAUAAAAUGUGAUUAUGGUG
This is a messenger RNA of Nematolebias whitei (Rio pearlfish), 3034 nucleotides long. It is a transcript of the gene nucleolin, whose product is annotated as nucleolin. Bases 157 to 2208 code for a protein of 683 amino acids. NCBI's taxonomy places the organism in Eukaryota, Metazoa, Chordata, Actinopteri, Cyprinodontiformes, Rivulidae. Gene Ontology annotation, molecular function: mRNA binding. Gene Ontology annotation, cellular component: ribonucleoprotein complex; nucleus; cytoplasm. The record is from RefSeq and is a predicted model, not a curated record. The transcript has 16 exons.